CUGUUUGCAUGUUUUGGUUUUAGGGAGUACAAUUGUUCUGUCAUUCAUUUUUGUUUUGGCGUGCUAUUGGAGUUGAUUKUAGCGUCUGUUUUUCGAUGUUGUUKUUCUAGAAACUUUUGACAAAAGAACUUGAUGAAGCGCAGCAUAGCUCAAGUGAUUUGAUGCAAAACACGCGAGAUGGCUACACUGAUUCCUUCAAGUUUAAUCGGAGCUGCAAUCGAAGAAUUUAUGAACGAAUCGAGCAUUCAAACUUAUAACAACAUGGAGACCGUUGGUUAUACAAGAAUGUUUGAUCCUAAACUACUCUUCUUGGGAAAGAAAGAUGGYCCUUUGAAGCUCUGCCAGAAUCUCUUAGAAACAGUCGUUAAUCAUCCUAUUUUCUGUACUAGUAGACCGACGAUCAGUGUCCCAAGUUUAAUGCCUAGUGCUUUAGACCAUCUUCCAGUGACUGUCCAUGAACUACAAUUCGUGACACUUGGGAAUAAAUUCAACUGGCGUUCAAACGAACACGAAGGUUUCUUCUUUGUCACCGAUUAUGAAACCCUAAAAUUGGAAGGAACCAGAAAUCGGAGAGAAAUACCACUAGAAGACUUUAUGGAAGAUCAAAAGCUCCCAAGAAAAAAUCUAUUCGGCGUUAUUUACCAAAGUGAAGAGCCAGUGUGGUUAAGCAGUCUACACUCAGCUGAAAUAAUAAACUUUAAGAAGCGUCUUGCUUCUACCUUGAGGAUAUCGAUGGAUAGAGUGUAUUGGGUGCAAAAACCUAAUGAUUUCAUCACGUUUAUUGAAGGAGUUAUGUACGAUGUUUAUCGUUGGAGAACGGAUAAGGAAUGUGAGGAAAAUGAGAAAAUAGUUCGAGGAGAAUUCGUAGCAACUGAAGAAAGCAAGAAACAAGAACUGUAUGAUCCCGUUACUAUGUGCUAUGGUGAUAUUCCAGAAAAGAAUGGGAUAACCUUAUCUGAGGGUGUAUAACUAAGAUUUUUCUGGUAUAACAAGAUGCAGAUUUUAGUCUGUUGUGAAAUGUGGUCGUCCGGGUGAGUGUAGUCUUGAGAAAGACUGUUCGUUGGUGGUGAAUGACGUUUCAACAACCUGAGGGGAAGUCAUCUUCAGAGUCCAGAGCAGAUUUUACUCAAGGCAGAUGAUAUAAAGAAGAGAUAACUAGCUAAAUACUAGUGCGGGCUGCAUCGGUGUUUCUAAUGAAACAGUAAUGAUAAAAAAGGUAAAUUAUACACAUCCAUGAAAAGAUGAAAAAACUCACUGACGUUUCAGAUGCUAGUCCUUCAUGAAAAAACUUACUCCGAAAUGUCUUUUCAGGGUGUAUAAUUUACCUUUUUAUCUGUUACUGUUAGAUGAUAUAAAGUAAUAACCACUUUGGCUUGCAAACAAUAGUAAACAAUAGGUUGCAACAUGUAUUAGCUACUUAGGUGUGAAAUUCAACAGCUUAUAUUAUGCAGAAUUCCACUUUUGAUAUUCAAGAUUUUUUGCUAAAAAAUAUACCUGUUAUGAGUCCGAAGAAAAUUGAUUGCAACUAGCGAACUGCAUGUUAAAUAAUUCUUUCUUUUAUUUUUGAAAAUAUGCAAUAAAAUAUACAUGGUAUUUGCUAAAACAUGAACAGUUAGCAAAGAUUUAUUUUUGAAACUAAUAUACAACAUGUAUGUACAUCAUAUAAAACAGUUUUUGUUUGAUGGAAGAUUGUCUUCGCAUAAAAUAUAAUACGAUUUAA
Molecule: messenger RNA, 1720 nt
Organism: Actinia tenebrosa (Australian red waratah sea anemone)
Lineage: Eukaryota; Metazoa; Cnidaria; Anthozoa; Actiniaria; Actiniidae
Source: RefSeq, a predicted model, not a curated record